Messenger RNA from Brettanomyces bruxellensis, 1350 nucleotides. RefSeq lists its product as uncharacterized. The transcript has a single exon. Bases 1 to 1350 code for a protein of 449 amino acids. Gene Ontology annotation, biological process: positive regulation of transcription by RNA polymerase II. The record is from RefSeq and is a predicted model, not a curated record. NCBI's taxonomy places the organism in Eukaryota, Fungi, Ascomycota, Pichiomycetes, Pichiales, Pichiaceae. Gene Ontology annotation, molecular function: zinc ion binding; DNA-binding transcription factor activity, RNA polymerase II-specific; transcription cis-regulatory region binding. Gene Ontology annotation, cellular component: nucleus.
AUGACUGGCGGUCUUGAAUGCUUGCGGACCAAUGAAACAGAAAGCAAACACCAAGAAUUGAGUGGAGAGGAUACAAGUAGUCAAACAAGUCAAAGCCAUCAUGACAGUACUGACAGUCAGCAACCUACCCCAAAAGUUGUUACGCAUUCAAAGAAGUUUCACACAGUCUCAUCCAGACAGACGCGUUUUAGCAAGGUUGAGCAACUUCCAUUGCAAGAGUACUCAAUAUCAAAUAAAAUGCAUCCUUCAAAUAGGAUUCGAAAUAAUAGUGUCGCGCCUCGCACAAGGCUAAUUCCGUCAGGUGAUCAGAAAUUAAUUACAAGUUUAAAUUCAAAUGAUCAAUCGAAUACUGAAUUUCAGAGUUCAUCCUUCCCUCCAUCUAUUUCUCGUUCAAAACUUACACAGGAUUCCAUUAUUCUACCUCAUUCACAAGACAGGCUUUCAUUAAAAAGACCUCACGAAAAUUCUAGUCUGCACACUAAUGAUAGCUUUAUUCCAGUUGGAACAACUCUACCAUAUGGCUAUAUAUCUUCGCAACUUCCUCCAUUAGCAACUUCCAUAGCUCCACUAUCUCUAAAUUCCUAUUAUAAUGGCAGAUUUCCAAUACCUCCACCAGUUCAAACACCCCAAUACCUCUAUUCAGAUCAGAGUCAGCCUGUAACACCGCGAUACAGCAAUUUUACAUCAUUAUAUUAUCAACCGUCGCAACCUCCGCAAUAUUGGAAGCCCAUAAGAAAGUUUCCUUCGAAAAGUAAUUAUGCAGUUCAGAAUCCUAACCAACCAGUUUUGAAGCAGAACACCCUGGAAUUAACUGCAAUAAGUUCGAAAAAUGAGGGAAAUGCUUAUCGUUCGAAUUCUUCUAAAAGUACAGGAAUAAAGGCACCGUUUAAUUAUACUCAGAAUUCCAGAUUCGCUAGACCCAUAACCGAUAGCAACAGUUCAACGAAGAGCACACAAAGCUCUGAGCAUGAGUCAUCCUAUGAUUUAGGAGAUUCUCAAAUUUCAAAAGACGGCGAGGUCGCAAAUUCAUCCGAACCCCUUAAAAGCAUUUCUACUGAAAAGGUUGCAAGGGUAGCUAAAAGAUCCAGAAAUGGCUGUUUAACAUGUAGAUCAAGAAAAAGAAAGUGUGAUGAAAACAAGCCUGUCUGCAACGAGUGUCGCCGAUUGAGAAUUAAGUGUAUAUGGAUGACGAAAACGCAGCGGCAGAAUAAAACGAAGAAGCAUCCAUAUUUGUUGCGUGUGGACGAAACCUAUAACACGGAAUUUGGUGUUAUUAAGGUUGUUAGGGGAAAGGUUGACUAUAAGAUUGAGGAUGGGCAGAUUGUACAAGAUGGCACCUCUCCCACUUAG